GGAGGUCAGCGGGAUUGGGCGGCGCCAGCGCAGCGUCCCGGUCCGCAGCAGGGAGUAGCCGCCCUGGUGUCAGCAGCGACCGCGCGGCCCCUUGCGAGUCCCCGGCAGCCCGGCCUGGGCGCUCGGCUGCAGCCUCCUUUCAGAAUGAAGAUGUGGCUCCUUAUAAUUGUGGCAUGUUUGAUCCAAGAAAUUGUAAGUUCAGAAGCAUUUGUCAGAAGAAGAAGAAGAAAUGUGGAUCCUGAAACAUCUAUGAAUAUUAGUGAAAUUGUUACCUACAGAGGCUACCCCAGUGAGGAGCAUGAAGUAGUGACUGAAGAUGGAUAUAUCCUUAGCAUUAACCGAAUUCCUCAUGGGAAGAAGAGCCAUGGGACGAAGAAGGGUCCCAAGCCUGCUGUUUUUCUGCAGCAUGGUUUGCUUGCAGAUGGUAGUAACUGGAUCACAAAUUUGGACAACAACAGCCUGGGCUUCAUGCUGGCAGAUGCUGGCUUUGAUGUUUGGAUGGGAAACAGCAGGGGGAACACUUGGUCCAGAAAGCAUAAACACUAUACAGUGAAGCAAGAAGAAUUCUGGGUUUUCAGUUUUGAUGAAAUGGCUAAAUACGACCUUCCUGCCACUAUAAACUUUAUUGUGAAUAAAACUGGACAAGAGAAAAUCUAUUACAUUGGCCAUUCACAGGGUACCACUAUAGCUUUCAUCGCAUUUUCAACUAUGCCAGAGCUAGCUAAGAAAAUAAAAAUGUUUUUUGCAUUGGCACCUGUAGCCACAGUCAAGUUCUCCACUAGCCCUCUGACAAAACUCGGAGUGCUUCCAGAGCUGCUGCUCAAGGAUAUGUUUGGAAAGAAGCAAUUCCUUCCCCAGAAUUCAUUGCUGAAGUGGCUUGCCACUCAUGUUUGUACCCACCGAUUACUUGAUGACCUUUGUGGCAAUUUCUUCUUUCUUAUAUGUGGCUUUGAUGUGAAAAACUUAAACAUGAGCCGAGUCGACGUGUAUUCAACACAUUGCCCUGCUGGGACAUCUGUACAAAACAUGAUCCAUUGGAGCCAGGCUGUUAAAUCUGGGGAACUCAAAGCUUAUGACUGGGGAAGCAAGGCUGAAAAUUUGGUUCACUAUAAUCAGUCUACCCCUCCAUUCUACAAAGUAAAAGAUAUGACUGUGCCAACUGCACUGUGGACUGGUGGACAUGACUGGCUUGCAGACUGGAAGGAUAUUGGCAUAUUGCUCACUCAAGUAACUAAUCUGAUUUACCACAAACACAUUCCUGAAUGGGAACAUCUGGAUUUCAUCUGGGGUCUCGACGCACCUCAUCGCAUGUAUAAAGAAAUCAUUAAAGAGAUGAGCGCACAUCUGUAAAGCUGCCUGGGCGGUGUGGGGUUAAAAUCUUGCUAAAUGCCUCUCUUGGAAUGUGUGGUGUUGUCUUGGAAAUAGCACCACAUCUUUAUUUAUAAUGCCUUUAAAAAUGCCAAUAAUGGCUACUGGUUUGGAUUAAUAUCUAUUUUUGAUGUAAACAGUGUUAUUUCUUUCACCCUUACAUUCCCUUUGCUAUCCUGCUGGCUUCAUGCAAUGUGGUAAUACUGUCAGAAAACAGUAAUGUGCCUUUGCCUAGAGGAAAUAUUUUAAAUCCAUGUAGAUUUAUUGAUACGUUUAAAAGACAAAUUAACCCACUUUGCAUGUCAGGAGCCUGAAAGUUCAAAAGAUAAGCACUUGCCCCUGAAUAAAAUAUUAACAUUGAUUUGAAAAUCAAAUACAGUUGAACCUCAGAGUUACAAACACUUGGGAUUGGAGGUUGUUCGUAACUUUGAAAUGUUUAUAACUCUUAACAAAACAUUAUGGUGGUUCUUUCAAAAGUUUAUAACUGAACAUUGACUUAAUACAGCUUUGAAACUUUACUAUG
Messenger RNA from Chelonoidis abingdonii (Abingdon island giant tortoise), 1891 nucleotides. RefSeq names its product putative lysosomal acid lipase/cholesteryl ester hydrolase. The record is from RefSeq and is a predicted model, not a curated record. Gene Ontology annotation, molecular function: hydrolase activity, acting on ester bonds. NCBI's taxonomy places the organism in Eukaryota, Metazoa, Chordata, Testudines, Testudinidae.